GUUCUUCUUCAGCUGCCACACCUGGUGCACAUCAGACAAGGCAAUCAUGGCGGAUGCUCAGAUGGCAGAGUUUGGAGCAGCGGCUCCUUACCUGCGGAAGUCGGAUCGAGAGCGUUUGGAAGCACAAACUCGUCCAUUUGAUAUGAAAAAGGAGUGUUUUGUGCCUGAUCCAGAUGAAGAGUAUGUGAAAGCUUCAAUCAUCAGUCAUGAAGGUGACAAAGUCACUGUGCUGACUGAGAAAAGAAAGACUGUCGCUGUAAAGGAAGCUGACAUUCAUCCCCAGAACCCACCAAAGUUUGAUAAAAUUGAAGACAUGGCAAUGUUCACCUUCCUUCAUGAGCCAGCUGUGCUGUUCAACCUCAAAGAGCGCUAUGCAGCAUGGAUGAUCUAUACAUACUCAGGGCUGUUCUGUGUCACUGUCAACCCUUACAAGUGGCUUCCUGUGUACAAUCAGGAGGUGGUUGUAGCCUAUAGAGGAAAAAAGAGGAGUGAAGCUCCUCCCCACAUCUUUUCCAUCUCUGAUAACGCCUACCAGUACAUGCUAACAGACAGGGAAAACCAGUCAAUUCUGAUCACUGGAGAAUCUGGUGCAGGAAAGACUGUAAACACGAAGAGAGUCAUUCAAUAUUUUGCAAGUAUUGCAGCUGGUGGCUCAGCAAAGAAAGAUGGGUCAGAAAAAAAGGGAACCCUGGAGGAUCAAAUCAUCCAGGCUAAUCCUGCUUUGGAAGCUUUUGGUAAUGCAAAGACCAUCAGAAAUGACAACUCCUCGAGAUUUGGAAAAUUUAUCCGAAUUCAUUUUGGUGCCAGUGGCAAGCUAGCCUCAGCUGACAUUGAGACAUAUCUUCUGGAGAAGUCAAGGGUGUCGUUUCAGCUUAAAGCUGAAAGGGACUAUCACAUUUUCUACCAAAUCCUCUCUCAGCGGAAACCUGAGCUGCUGGAGAUGCUGCUCAUCACCAAUAACCCCUAUGAUUACGCUUUCAUCUCUCAAGGAGAAACAACUGUAGCCUCAAUUAACGAUAGUGAAGAACUAAUUUCAACUGAUGCAGCGUUUGAUGUACUAGGCUUUACUCAGGAGGAGAAAAAUGGCAUCUAUAAACUGAUUGGAGCCAUAAUGCACUAUGGCAAUAUGAAGUUCAAACAAAAGCAAAGGGAGGAGCAAGCAGAAGCUGAUGGGACUGAAGAUGCAGACAAAGUUGCGUAUCUGAUGGGCCUCAACUCUGCUGACCUCAUCAAAGGUUUAUGCCAUCCAAGAGUGAAAGUAGGAAAUGAGUGGGUCACCAAAGGGCAAAAUGUCCAGCAGGUGUACUACGCUAUUGGUGCACUGUCCAAGGCAGUGUAUGAAAAAAUGUUCCUUUGGAUGGUUGUAAGAAUCAAUCAGUCUCUGGACACCAAACAACCUCGCCAAUACUUCAUUGGAGUGCUGGACAUUGCUGGUUUUGAGAUCUUUGAUUUCAACACCUUUGAGCAACUCUGCAUUAACUUUACCAAUGAGAAACUGCAACAGUUUUUCAACCACCACAUGUUUGUGCUGGAACAAGAGGAGUACAAGAAAGAAGGGAUUGAAUGGGAGUUCAUUGACUUUGGCAUGGACUUACAGGCCUGCAUCGAUCUCAUUGAGAAACCUAUGGGCAUCAUGUCCAUCCUUGAAGAGGAGUGCAUGUUUCCCAAAGCCAGUGAUGCAACCUUUAAAGCAAAGCUUUAUGACAACCACCUUGGGAAAUCAAACAACUUUCAGAAACCAAGAGCAAUCAAAGGGAAGCCAGAGUCUCAUUUUUCUCUGAUUCACUAUGCUGGUACUGUUGACUAUAAUAUCAACAACUGGCUAGUGAAGAACAAAGACCCACUGAAUGAGACUGUUGUUGGACUCUUUCAAAAGUCUACAGUCAAGCUCCUGUCAAUGCUCUUUGCUAAUUAUGCUGGGACAGAGACUGCUCAAGAGAAUAGUAAGGGGGGCAAAGGAGGUGGAAGUAAGAAGAAGGGCUCCUCCUUCCAAACUGUUUCUGCACUUCACAGGGAAAACUUGAAUAAGUUAAUGACAAACCUAAGAUCAACUCACCCUCAUUUUGUGCGCUGCAUCAUACCUAAUGAGACAAAGAUUCCUGGAGUGAUGGAGAACCCUUUGGUCAUGCACCAGCUACGCUGUAAUGGUGUACUGGAGGGCAUCAGGAUUUGCAGGAAGGGCUUCCCUAAUAGAAUUCUCUAUGGAGAUUUCAAACAGAGGUACCGAAUCCUAAAUCCUGCAGCCAUACCUGAAGGUCAAUUCAUAGAUAGCAGGAAAGGAGCUGAGAAACUCUUGAGUUCACUGGAUAUUGAUCACAAUCAAUAUAAAUUUGGACACACAAAGGUGUUCUUCAAGGCUGGUUUACUGGGUCAGUUGGAAGAAAUGAGAGAUGACAGACUAUCUCUAAUUAUUACUGGUAUUCAAGCUAGAUCCAGAGGACUCCUUGCAAGGGUUGAGUUCCAGAAGAUAGUUGAAAGAAGGGAUGCCCUACUGGUUAUCCAGUGGAAUGUCCGUGCCUUCAUGGGGGUGAAGAAUUGGCCCUGGAUGAAGCUAUUCUUUAAGAUCAAACCUCUACUAAAGUCAGCAGAAGCAGAAAAAGAGAUGGCAAAUAUGAAAGAGGAAUUUGCCAAGCUCAAAGAGGCUUAUGCUAAAUCUGAAGCACGAAGGAAAGAACUAGAAGAAAAAAUGGUAUCUCUUCUCCAAGAGAAGAAUGACCUACAACUUCAAGUCCAAGCAGAGCAAGACAAUCUCUGUGACGCAGAAGAGCGAUGUGACCAGCUCAUCAAAAACAAAAUCCAGCUUGAGGCAAAAGCCAAAGAGCUCACAGAGCGACUUGAGGAUGAGGAGGAGAUGAACGCAGAGCUGACAGCUAAGAAGCGGAAGCUGGAGGAUGAGUGCUCUGAGCUGAAGAAAGAUAUUGAUGAUCUGGAGCUGACUCUGGCUAAAGUGGAGAAAGAGAAGCAUGCUACUGAGAACAAGGUGAAGAACCUGACAGAGGAAAUGGCAGCUUUGGACGAUAUCAUCGCAAAGCUAACCAAGGAGAAGAAAGCCUUGCAGGAAGCUCAUCAGCAGACACUGGAUGACCUGCAAAGUGAGGAGGACAAAGUCAACACCCUCACCAAGGCAAAAGCAAAGCUAGAGCAGCAAGUGGAUGAUUUGGAAGGAUCUCUUGAGCAAGAAAAAAAGAUCCGUAUGGAUCUAGAAAGAGCCAAGAGGAAACUAGAAGGAGACUUGAAGUUAACCCAGGAAAGCUUAAUGGACCUAGAGAAUGACAAACAGCAGUUAGAGGAGCGACUUAAAAAGAAAGACUUUGAGAUCAGUCAGCUCAAUGGGAAAAUCGAGGAUGAACAAACUAUUUGUAUUCAGCUACAGAAAAAACUGAAGGAACUUCAGGCACGCAUUGAGGAGCUGGAGGAAAAGCUUGAGGCAGAAAGAGCUGCAAGAGCCAAGGUGGAGAAACAAAGAGCAGAUUUAGCCAGAGAGCUGGAGGAGAUCAGUGAAAGACUGGAGGAGGCUGGAGGAGCUACAUCUGCUCAGAUUGAGAUGAAUAAGAAACGUGAAAAUGAGUUUCAGAAACUUCGCAGAGACCUUGAAGAGGCCACUCUGCAGCAUGAGGCCACUGCUGCCACACUGAGGAAGAAACAAGCCGACAGUGUGGCAGAUUUGGGAGAGCAGAUAGACAAUCUGCAGAGAGUCAAACAAAAACUGGAAAAGGAAAAAAGUGAACUCAGACUCGAGCUGGAUGAUGUGGUCUCAAACAUGGAACAUGUUGUUAAGACGAAGGCAAAUCUUGAGAAGACCUGCAGGUCUUUGGAAGAUCAAAUGAAUGAAUACAGAACAAAAUAUGAGGAAGGCCAGCGUUGUAUCAAUGACUUUACAAUGCAAAAAUCUAAACUACUAUCUGAAAAUGGUGAACUUGCAAGACAGCUGGAGGAGAAGGAAUCUCUUGUCUCCCAGCUAACUAGAAGCAAGCUGUCUUAUACUCAGCAAACUGAAGAUCUUAAAAGGCAACUGGAGGAAGAAACUAAGGCGAAGAAUGCCCUAGCUCAUGCUGUACAGUCAGCCCGUCAUGACACAGAUCUGCUCAGAGAGCAGUAUGAGGAGGAGCAGGAGGCCAAAGCAGAGUUACAGAGAGGCAUGUCCAAAGCUAAUUCUGAGGUGGCUCAGUGGAGAACAAAGUAUGAAACUGAUGCCAUACAGAGGACUGAGGAGCUGGAGGAAGCCAAGAAGAAACUGGCUCAACGUUUGCAGGAGGCCGAAGAAGCUGUUGAAGCAGUAAAUGCGAAAUGUUCAUCUCUUGAAAAGACCAAGCACAGACUCCAAAAUGAGAUUGAAGAUCUUAUGGCGGACCUGGAGAGGUCUAAUGCAGCUGCAGCAGCCUUGGACAAGAAGCAAAGAAACUUUGAUAAGGUCCUGGCUGAGUGGAAGCAGAAGUAUGAAGAGUCACAGGCUGAGCUAGAGAGCUCUCAGAAGGAAGCCAGAUGUCUGAGUACAGAACUUUUCAAGCUGAAGAAUUCCUAUGAAGAAUCUUUGGAUCACCUGGAGACCAUGAAGAGAGAAAAUAAAAAUCUCCAAGAGGAGAUUUCUGAUCUCACUGAGCAACUUGGUGAGGGAGGAAAGAGCAUUCAUGAACUGGAGAAAAUGAGAAAACAGCUGGAGCAAGAAAAAAGUGAGAUUCAGUCUGCUCUGGAAGAGGCAGAAGCCUCAUUGGAGCACGAAGAGGGUAAGAUUCUGCGAGCUCAGCUAGAAUUCAACCAAACAAAGGCUGAUAUUGAGCGCAAACUAGCUGAGAAGGACGAAGAGAUGGAGCAGAGCAAACGCAAUUUGCAGAGAACCAUCGAUACUCUGCAAAGUUCUUUGGAGUCAGAAACACGAAGCAGGAAUGAGGCCCUCAGAAUAAAAAAGAAGAUGGAAGGGGAUCUAAACGAGAUGGAGAUCCAGCUUAGUCAGGCAAACAGACAAGCAACAGAGGCUCAAAAACAACUCAAGAGUGUCCAAGCACAUCUGAAAGAUGCACAACUACAGCUAGAUGACUCUCUGAGAACAAAUGAAGAUCUCAAGGAGAACACUGCGAUUUUAGAGAGACGCAACAACCUUCUGCAGGCUGAACUAGAGGAGCUGAGAGCAGCUCUUGAGCAAACUGAGAGAGGCCGCAAGCUUGCAGAGCAAGAGCUGCUGGAUACCAGUGAAAGAGUGCAGCUACUGCACUCCCAGAAUACAAGCCUCUUGAAUCAGAAGAAGAAGCUCGAGACUGACAUAUCCCAGCUUCAGAGUGAGGUGGAAGAGGCAGUGCAAGAAUGCAGGAAUGCUGAAGAAAAAGCCAAGAAGGCCAUCACUGAUGCUGCCAUGAUGGCUGAGGAGUUGAAGAAGGAGCAGGACACAAGUGCUCACCUGGAGCGUAUGAAGAAGAACAUGGAGCAGACCAUUAAGGACCUGCAGCACCGCCUGGAUGAAGCAGAACAAAUUGCUAUGAAGGGAGGCAAGAAACAAGUCCAGAAACUAGAAGCUCGGGUGAGGGAGCUGGAGAAUGAAGUAGAAUCAGAGCAGAAAAAGAGCAGUGAUGCAGUGAAAGGAAUUCGCAAAUAUGAGAGACGCAUUAAAGAACUGACCUACCAGACCGAGGAGGAUCGCAAGAAUCUGGCUCGUCUGCAAGAUCUAGUUGAUAAGCUUCAGCUAAAGGUCAAGGCUUACAAGAGGGCUGCAGAGGAAGCUGAGGAACAAGCCAACACACAUAUUAGCAAAUUACGGAAAAUCCAGCAUGAACUUGAUGAAGCAGAAGAAAGGGCUGACAUUGCAGAGUCACAAGUCAACAAACUGCGUGCCAAAAGUCGUGAUGUCGGUUCUAAGAAGGGACAUGAUGAAGAGUAAAGCUCAAAUGGAUCUUCCGCGUAUCUCCUAUUUGUUGUAUUAGCUAUCCAUCUAGCUCUUUUUCAGCCACAUAGUAGAAUAAAGUUUAAUUGCAUUCAAUCUGUGUUGUGAUUGAGUUAUUAUGUGUUAAAUUAUAUAUUAACACUACUUUGUGGGAAAAAUACCAACUAAUCUUUCAUUAUAUUAAGACAGUGGUUCCCAGUUCUCCUUAUGGUGGGCGGCCCAUUCAUGAGUUCCUUCUUGCCUGUUUCUUGGGGAAAUCUUAUUGAAGCCUGAAGGUUUAGAAGAUAUUUAGUCAACAUCCAACAGGUUUUGAAUAAAUUAGCGUCCCAUUCAUUGGUAACUAUAAACAUUCACUGCGCUAUUUAGAUUCCUAAAUUUCGGUCAAAUAAAUGCUGUUUUUGCAGUGCUCAAUACAUACAAUAUGUAAAUAUAUACAUGACUGUAAUGGCAGGAGAAAGCAAUGUAUGUGUUGUGGGGGAAAACAAAUAAAACUUUACAGUUUUC
Sinocyclocheilus grahami is the source of this 6376-nucleotide messenger RNA. Its product is annotated as myosin-7. Gene Ontology annotation, biological process: cardiac muscle contraction; sarcomere organization; muscle filament sliding. Bases 47 to 5869 code for a protein of 1940 amino acids. Gene Ontology annotation, molecular function: microfilament motor activity; ATP binding; actin filament binding. Gene Ontology annotation, cellular component: myosin II complex; cytoplasm; myosin filament. The transcript is spliced from 38 exons. The record is from RefSeq and is a predicted model, not a curated record. NCBI's taxonomy places the organism in Eukaryota, Metazoa, Chordata, Actinopteri, Cypriniformes, Cyprinidae.